Molecule: messenger RNA, 1809 nt
Organism: Marmota flaviventris (yellow-bellied marmot)
Lineage: Eukaryota; Metazoa; Chordata; Mammalia; Rodentia; Sciuridae
Source: RefSeq, a predicted model, not a curated record
GUCAUGUCAGAAGAAACAGUAAGGGAAUCACAGUUUUCCUUGAAGACAGCAGCAUUAAGAGUGUUUGAUCUUCCUCUGUCUUGGUACAAUUCUCUUUCUCAGAUCAAAUUUUCGCCGGUAGCUAAAAAGUUGUUUGUUGUAACUGCAGUGAGUGCUAUAUCUGUAGUUUUUCUGGCCCAUCACUUUAAAAGAAAACGUGGAAAGAAGAAAGGAAAAAUAUUACCAUGGGAACCAGAGCACCUCUUACUGGAGUACACUAAAAGAGCAGCAUCAGACAAAGGUUCAAGUUGUUCCAGUAGUAGACAGAAUUUGACAUUAUCUUUAAGUUCCACCAAAGACAAAGGAUCUCAGUCUUGUAACUUUGCUAAUGGAGGACUUUUCAGUAAAUACUCAGGUUCUGCACAGAGUUUGGCUUCUGUCCAGAGUGUCAAUUCCUGCCAUAGCUGUGCUUGUGGCAAUUCUAAUUCCUGGGACAAAGCGGAUGAAGAUGAUGUUAAACUUGUAAAUAUUCCUGUGACCACUCCUGAGAACUUAUACUUAAUGGGUAUGGAAUUGUUUGAAGAGGCAUUGCGUCGAUGGGAACAAGCUCUAACCUUUCGCAAUAGACAGGCUGAAGAUGAAGCCUGCGGUUCCAUUAAACUGGGUGCUGGGGAUGCCAUUGCUGAAGAAAGUGUAGAUGAUAUUAUUAGUACUGAAUUCAUCCAUAAACUUGAAGCUCUGCUACAAAGAGCAUAUCGUCUCCAAGAGGAGUUUGAAGCUACCCUUGGGGGGUCUGAUCCUAAUUCCCUUGCUAAUGAUACUGACAAAGAUACAGACACUACUGUAAAGGGAAACGUGGAUGACUUUGGCCUGCGAGACACUUCCAGCGUUGCAUCAACUGAUUCCUUUGCUUCGGUAGCAGAGCUUGCAGAACACAGAGAAAUACGGCAUACCUACAGCCUGGAAUCUUUUUGCCGCUGCCCUUUUUAUGAAGAAGCCAUGCAUUUAGUUGAAGAAGGAAAAAUUUACUCCAGAGUACUGAGAACUGAAAUGUUGGAGUGCCUGGGAGACAGUGAUUUUCUUGCCAAACUUCAUUGUAUUCGACAGGCUUUUCAGGUGAUUCUUUCAGAAACAGCCAACAGGAUAUUCCUUGCAGAGAGUGGAAGGAAAAUUUUGUCAGCUUUAAUUGUGAAAGCACGAAAGAAUCCAAAGAAGUUUGAAGAUGUUUUUGAUGAAAUGAUGUAUUUUUUAGAGCAAACUGAUCACUGGGCUAGUACUGAAAUGGAACUUGCUGCCAGAGGGGUGAAAAAUCUAAAUUUUUAUGAUGUUGUUCUGGAUUUUAUAUUAAUGGAUUCUUUUGAAGACCUAGAAAACCCACCAACAUCCAUACAGAAUGUAGUAAAUAAUCGCUGGCUGAACUCUUCCUUCAAAGAAACUGCUGUGGCUUCAAGUUGUUGGUCAGUGCUGAAACAGAAAAGGGAACAGAUGAAGCAAAUCCCAGAUGGAUUUUUUGCCCAUUUUUAUGCCAUUUGUGAGCACAUAAGCCCUGUCCUCGCUUGGGGCUUUUUGGGUCCUAGAAAUUCUCUUUAUGAUUUAUGUUGCUUCUUUAAGAAUCAAGUUAUUUUCUUUCUCAAAGACAUUUUUGAUUUUGAGAAGGUGCGCUAUUCAAGUAUAGAGACUUUGGCUGAAGACCUCAUGCAGUUACUCAUUCGCCGCAUGGAACUUUUAAUGGCCUAUCUUGGAGCAGAUGCCCUGAGACACACGAGUAGCUGUUUAAGUGGUCAUGGUCAUGUUAUAUCCAGUGGGCUAUUGGAAGCCAAAGUACAAUAA